This is a messenger RNA of [Candida] anglica, 1416 nucleotides long. Lineage: Eukaryota; Fungi; Ascomycota; Pichiomycetes; Serinales; Debaryomycetaceae. The record is from the annotation of a GenBank genome assembly.
AUGAACAGAUCUCCUACCUCAUUUGAAAAAUACAAUAUCUGCAGAAAUAUUGGUGGCUGCUACACAAACUUUAAUGUUACUGGCCAAUACAAUAAAAAUGUACUGAGCGCAGCUCUUUCACAAGCAUUGAAGGCGCUUAUCUCGAAAAAUGCUGAAUUAGCGGUAAACUUUAUGAGAAUAAAUAACGAUGAUUUUGCAAGUAAUGGUGCAAAUUUCCGAUUAAGACCACUUAAUCUGAUCAAAUUUUCGGAUGUUGUAACCUAUAAGAAGGUUGAAUCUUUUGAUGAAUCGAUUCUUCAACUAAUUGAUCGAGUUGUAUGUCCAAUGGAUAGCACCACUACUCCUUUGUGGAGAGUGAUGGUGUUUGAAACCACCACUACACAACAUAUAUCCUUUAUUUGUGACCAUACUUUGUUUGAUGGUAAUGGAGGGAUCCAAUUCCAUGAUGAUAUACUUGAAGAAUUGGCAGCUUUAUCUUCUGAUCCAAAAUUCAUCGAGACAAUCUUUGAAAAUGAUCCAGAAAACCCUACAGUUUUACCAUUAAAUCAAGAAGUUUCUGACAUGUAUAAGCCAAGGUUAUACUAUACCGUUUCUACUCUUACAUCCAAGCUUCUCACCCCGCAAUGGGUCAAGGACGCAUAUCAAAAUGGAUCCAAUUUCAUUAGACAAUAUUGGAAAUCUACUAAUCCAAAUUAUAUUGAUACUAAUAUUAACCCGAUCUUUACCCAUAACCCAACCAGAAAGGGAACUCCAACCUAUUACAAGUUGAUCAAUUCCACCCCUGCCGAAGUAUCGAAAAUCUUGAAAUACUGUAAGGCAAAUGGUAUCACCAUGACUACUUAUUCAAUCGUCUUGUGCUUGUUAUGUCUCCAGGACACAUUUUUCAAAACAAUUACAAAUAAUGGAACCCCUUCUGCUAACACAGAUGUGGCAAUUGAUGCCCGUAGAUACUUAACUAAAAGGCCUAAAUAUGGUUUAAUUGUUGGCGCUGCAUCCAUUUCAACACCAUAUUUACCCCUGACUCCGGAGUCACUUCUCCCACACAUGAGACAAUUUGCCGCUGAACUCACUCAAUCAGUGGAAUCUAAAGAUUGUGUUGGUAUUGUUGGUCUUUUGGAUUAUGUUAAAGCCAACGAGUUCUUGGAAAAGAAAUUAGAUUGUCUCUCUCGUACAACAUUGGAUAUCUCAAACUUAGGUAACAAACAAUUUACCCAUGGUGAUUGGAAAUCAGAAAAUUUCGUUUUCAGUCAAUCUAAUGGACUUGCAGCUUACUUUGACUUGUCAAUUAUCAGUACUCCAGAACUGGGGAUGAAUAUUGUCUUCGGAUAUUUAGAAGAUUGUAAAGAUAUGACUGAAGAAAUUGAGCAAUUUGCCGCAUUAUACAAAGAGAGAUUAGUACUGUUCGCAGCCCUCUAA